AUGCCGGAAUGGCGCGACCUGUUUCGCGCGUGGAUACAGAUUGACGGAGUAGACGCUGAAGAGUAUGGCGUAGAGGUUGACGAGGCGGAGAGGGUUGUGUCCUCCUGGAUUGGGUCAGAGGUCGGAAAGACCUUCAGUGUAGAAUGGGACAUCCUCUCGGACAAUUGUGCAUCACCUUUUCGGGGGAAAGUACUUGUGGAUGGAAUCCCUUGUGCUGCACGGUCUUUUGACUAUGAAACUAAGUCUCGCGUAUUCCCUGUCCAUCGCAACUUCGUGGGUGUUCAACGGGAAGCGACCAUCGAGCCUUUCAUGUUCGGCACCCUCACUCUGAGCGAUGACGACGCUUUGCUUGCCACCGAACCGAAUCUCGCUGACUUGGGUGUCAUCGAGCUGAAAGUGACUCCUGUUCUCCUUGGAAAAAUAAUAGCCAGGAGGGAGGCACCGGUCGUCCUGCCGUCCCUGAACAUCCACGAACGGUCAAAAAAAGUCGUGACACAGCAAGUACGACUCGGUGCUCCCAAAAAAAUUGCCCCCCGUGGCGUCCAGAAAUGUACAAUCAUUGGCCCGGACCUCGUAACAUUCCGCUUCAAGUACCGCCCGAUGGAAAUCCUCCGCGCCAGUGGAAUUGCGCCGGCUCUCAAGCGUAAAACCUCUGCCCCUCCAUCCAGGUCCGAAUCUGCGCAUGCUGAACCAGAGCAAGCUGGCGAUGGCGACUCGGAUGUGGAUCAGCUUGAAGUCAAGCGUCUAGAAGAACAGCUUUUGGCUGCGAAAGCCCGUGUAGCAGCCAAGAAACUGGACAAGAAGCCGCGUAUCAAGCGCGAGUCUGGGAUCACUAGUAUAGAUUUGACGCAGCCAGCGGCCAAGAGGGUUGGUAUGAUAACUAGCCUGCCUGAUACAGAGCACGCGCGUUAUCUUAUCUCGCCAUUACGCUGUUUUUUUUCCUUUCUUCGACGUGCUGGACGACGGCCUAUGCUAGAGUGGCGCGGCCAGUUCCGCGCCUGGAUCAAGAUUGAAGGGGUUGACGCCGAGGAGUAUGGCGUGGAGGUCGACGAGGGAGAGAGGAUUGUGUCCUGCUGGAUUGGGUCUGAGGUCGAAAGGUCGUUCACAGUAGAAUGGGACAUCUUGCCCCACAAUACUUCACAGCUUUGCGGGACUGUGUAUAUGGACGGCGUUCGGUGUAGCGGGAAGUAUUAUUUUGGCGACAGGGUACCCGUCCACCAUACUUAUGUCGGCGUCGCGCGAGAAGAUACCAUUGAGCCGUUCGUAUUCGGCGCCCUUACUCUCAGCGAUGACGAUGAGUUACUUUCUGCUGGGCCAAAUGUGUCGGAGCUGGGUGUUAUCGAGCUGAAGGUUCUCCCUGUUCGGGUCCAGCGCAUGCUUUCAACACCGCAAGGUGGGGCAACUCUACCUGCGCUGAAGAUUCACGAGCGAUCCAAGAAAGCUGUGACGCAGCAAGUACAGCUUGGUGUUCCGCUGGCAGCAUCAAACCUGUUCAGCAGAAGCACGCCUAUCGGUCCAGAGCUCGUAACAUUCCGCUUCAAGUACCGGCCAACUGGUAUAAGAAAGUCUUGCGCGCCAACGGGAUUGCGCCGCCUCUGA
Messenger RNA from Mycena indigotica, 1599 nucleotides. RefSeq lists its product as uncharacterized. The record is from RefSeq and is a predicted model, not a curated record. Bases 1 to 1599 code for a protein of 532 amino acids. The transcript is spliced from 12 exons. NCBI's taxonomy places the organism in Eukaryota, Fungi, Basidiomycota, Agaricomycetes, Agaricales, Mycenaceae.